AUGGCUGUCGCGACAACAACAACAACAACAAACGGCAAUGCGGCCACCGAAGCCGCGGCCGUGCUUGACAACCUCAAGCCGCCGGCCGGUGUUAUCAUCCCGCCCCCCGGCGAAAUUCGCGAGGCGAUCGAGAAGACGGCCGGUUACGUGAUGCGCGGCGGUGCGGGCCUGGAGCAGCGCAUCCGCGACAACCACGGCAAAAACCCCAAGUUCAGCUUUUUGAUGUCGAGCACCGACCCGUAUAACGCGUACUACGAAUGGCGCAAAGAGGAGAUCAAGUCCGGGAGGGGCACGGCGCUCGCGGCUGGGCGCGUGGGCGAGGCGGCCGCCGCCGCACCGGUUCCAGAGAAACCUGCGGGCCCGCCUAAGCCGCCGGAUUUCCAGUUCUCAGCCCGUAUGCCUCGAAUGAGCCAGAAAGACUUGGAGAUUGUGCGACUAACUGCCUUGUUCGUCGCAAAGAACGGGCGCCCCUUCAUGACCCAGCUUGCCCAGCGUGAGGCCAGCAACCCGCAGUACCAGUUCCUGAUCCCCAACCACACCUUCCACAACUUCUUCCAGAGCCUGGUCGACCAAUACUCCAUUCUCCUGCGCGAGAGCGGGGUCAACGGCGAGGGCAACAAGGCGCAGCAGGAGCGCGUGGACCAGCUCAAGCAGAACGUGUCCGACAAGUACAAGGUGCUGGCACGGGCGAAGCAACGGGCGGCCUACGCCAAAUGGCAGGAAGUGGAAAAGGCGAAGCAGGAAGAGGAGGAAGAGCAGAAGAAGAUCGAGUUUGCGCGGAUCGACUGGAACGACUUUGUGGUCGUCGAGACGAUUGUCUUCACCGAGACCGACGACCAAGCGAAGCUCCCCGCGCCGACCACGCUCAACGACCUGCAAUAUGCUUCGCUAGAGGAGCGGAACAAGGUAUCCGUCAGCUCCAGCUUGCGCAUCGAAGAAGCCUUCCCCUUCGAGGAUACCCACUACAACGCCUACCCCCCCGAGACCUACGGCGCGCAAGCACCUCCCGCGCAGCCAUCUUCCGCCACCCUCGGAUAUCCCGCGGUCAACACUCCACCACCACCACAACAACAACCAUCCUACGGCGCUCCUAUCCCACUGGCGUCACGAACGCGGGCUACGGAUGAGGAAGAAGAAGCGCAAAGGAUACAGGAGCGGGAGCAGGAGAGGCUGCGGAUGCAGCAGGCCCAGGCCGAGGCACGGGGCGGAGCAGCGCCGAUGAAGAUCAAGGAGAACUAUGUCCCGCGGGCGGCGCAGCGGGCGGCCAGCAAGUUCGGCACGCAGACGGCCAUGUGUCCCAACUGCAAGCAGCAGAUCCCGCUCAACGAGAUGGACGAGCAUAUGAGGAUCGAACUCCUCGAUCCACGAUGGAAAGAGCAAAAAGCCAAGGCCGACGCCCGGUUCGCCACGACCAACCUGUCCACCGUGGACGUGGCCAACAACCUCAAGCGCUUAGCCAGCCAGCGGAGCGACAUAUUUGACACGACCACGGGGCAAGCCAUUUCGGAAGAGGAGCUGGCCCGGCGGAAGAAGGUCGCCCUCCACGCGUUUGACGGCAACCCGGACGGGAAGAGCCAGGCGCAUAUCAACCAAUUGCAGACUUUCAAUUUGGAUGAGCAGAUCCGGGCGAUUCAUCAGAAGUUUGCGGAUAAGAAGUAUCCAUCACCCCUAUCCCCAACCUCGCCAACCUCCCCGACCAGCGCUACAAGCCCCACCGAGGCCGAAGCCGCCGCCGCCCGCCUGCACCGGCCCAUCCUACAAUCCCUGCCCGACACCCGCCAACAAUCCUUCGACGAGAUCUACGGCCCGCCGGAGAACUUCCUCGAGAUCGAAGUGCGCAACCCACGCACCCACGGCAUCGGCCGGCACAUGUACACCGACUACGAGAUUGUCUGCCGCACCAACAUCCCCGCCUUUAAGUUGCGGCAGUCGACGGUGCGGCGACGGUACUCGGAUUUUGAGUAUUUCCGCGAUAUUCUCGAGCGCGAGAGCGCCCGGGUUACCAUUCCCCCGCUGCCGGGGAAGGUGUUUACGAAUCGGUUUAGUGAUGAUGUGAUUGAGGGCCGGCGGGCGGGGUUGGAGAAGUUUCUGAAGAUUGUCGUGGGUCAUCCGCUGCUGCAGACGGGGAGCAAGGUGCUAGCUGCGUUUGUUCAGGACCCUAACUGGGACCGCAACGCCUGGUGA
Messenger RNA from Dichotomopilus funicola, 2184 nucleotides. RefSeq names its product Pre-mRNA splicing factor PRP21 like protein-domain-containing protein. Gene Ontology annotation, biological process: mRNA cis splicing, via spliceosome; regulation of alternative mRNA splicing, via spliceosome. Gene Ontology annotation, cellular component: U2-type prespliceosome; U2 snRNP; catalytic step 2 spliceosome. Lineage: Eukaryota; Fungi; Ascomycota; Sordariomycetes; Sordariales; Chaetomiaceae. The transcript is spliced from 5 exons. The coding region runs from base 1 to 2184 and encodes 727 amino acids. The record is from RefSeq and is a predicted model, not a curated record. Gene Ontology annotation, molecular function: RNA binding; phosphatidylinositol-3-phosphate binding.